AUGGCUUUAUAUUAUAAUUUGGUAUUUGGUUUAUUGGUAUUUGAAAUGGUCUUUUUUGGGGUUCUUUCAUUGCCAUAUCCUAGAAAAAUUAGGAGAUCAGUUUUAAGUACUGUAUCAGCCCCUUUCAGAAAUGAACAAUUUCAAAUUGCUAUCAAAUGUAUUCUCGGGUUUGUGUUGGUGUUGUUUAUCGAUUCUGUCAAUAGGGUUUAUGCUGUCACAUCAGAAUUACAUUCAUCCACUGCCAGUCCUGGCUCAACUGCUGUUGUUGAUCGUUCAGAAAUUCAAGCAAGAAGAUUCUAUGCUCAAAGAAAUAUGUACCUUUGUGGGUUUACUUUGUUUUUGACUUUGAUCUUGACAAGAACUUACUCCUUAGUUGCAGAAUUAAUUGCUACAAAAGAUAAAGUGGAUGAUUUAAAGUCUACGGAAACAGUUGCUGAGGAUUCCGCAACAGUUGCCAAAUUAAAGAAAGAAUUAGCUCAAAAAGAUGAAGAUUUGGAGAUUUUGAAAAAUCAAGCAAAAAGCUUAUCUAGUGAAUAUGAAGAUGUUUCAGAGUUGAAAGAAAGAAAAUAA
Molecule: messenger RNA, 570 nt
Organism: Candida dubliniensis CD36
Lineage: Eukaryota; Fungi; Ascomycota; Pichiomycetes; Serinales; Debaryomycetaceae
Exons: 1
Coding region: 1-570 (189 amino acids)
Biological process (GO): intracellular protein transport; endoplasmic reticulum to Golgi vesicle-mediated transport
Cellular component (GO): endoplasmic reticulum; endoplasmic reticulum membrane
Source: RefSeq, a predicted model, not a curated record